Molecule: messenger RNA, 765 nt
Organism: Diuraphis noxia (Russian wheat aphid)
Lineage: Eukaryota; Metazoa; Arthropoda; Insecta; Hemiptera; Aphididae
Source: RefSeq, a predicted model, not a curated record
AUGUUCCAAACRAUUGUCAUUGUGCACCUAAUUUUUACUGGAAUACAGCAAGCCGGAGGAUAUCCUAUAAUGUCGUCAAUCGUGAAUCUACGAAAUGCUAGGAAACCUUCAUAUCAUAAUAUAGCACGUUCAACGGACGUAUCAAACUUGUUACACAUCACACGGGAAGAAAAUCCUUUACACAAAUACAGCGUAUCGCCUACCGAAAUAGCAAAUACAAUUAAAUUCCAAGAGAUGCAGAAGUCCGUGGUAAGCUCAGCUUUCAGUUUUGACUUGAAAAUGUCAAAAAACUUGCUGUCACCAUCUAUGAUCACUGAAUUGAUCCCACAUAGUAAUAAUCCGGCAUCAGUUGAAUUGAAGAUGACUGAUUGGAAAAAUAAGCAGCAUUUGCUUGACGAAGACGAGUCUGUCACCAGUCCGAUAACGGAGCAGACGACCGAUAAGACGACCGAGCAAUCGCUUACACCAGACGUGAUCARCAACACGACGACAACUACGGACGAUAUAUUGAGCAGCGCAKCGCGUACAARGAGAGUGCCUAGGAAACAUUAUGGUGAAACCGGUGACACACCAUGGUUUUCGAUUGAGGUAGCGACCAAUGCAGAUCGGAAAAGUCCAUCRCCGGAGCCCAUGGUAAAUGUGCGGUGUUCAUGUUAUCACUCGUCAUAUCACAUCAAUAAGUUGAAGCCACAUAUUAGAUUUCCGGAUGAGCAAUAUGACUAUGAAAAAGAAGUGGGUUACCAACCUAGUGAUGUCACGGAUUGA